CUACGUUGGCGGGAAAAAAGAUCGAUCACUUUAUGCUUGUCAUGUAUUUUACCUAAUCGAGCGACGGUGCGGUGCUCCCACCCAGACUGAACAUCGGUGUCUGUCAGAGUUUUGGGCGCGUCUGGACGUUAAGUGGGAUUCCUCCUCGGCGGUUUGAGAAAAGGAUGGAGAGCUGUGCACACGUUUUUCAAAUCUCUGGGAUCAAAACACAGAGCAAGAAGAGACUUUUGAUCCAAGGGAUCAGACAACUGGGUGGAAGGUACAUUGGAGGCUCAGUAUAUCAGCAUGAAAGCACCCAUCUCAUAAUCCCCCAGGUUUUAUCAAGUGAAAAGUUUUUAUCAGCUUGUGCUGCAGGGAAGUGGGUUGUGACUCCAGACUAUGUCUUAGACAGUGUAAAAAAUGGUUCCUGGCUUGCCGAGGGGUCCUAUGAGGUUGAGCUUUCCACAGAUUCCACAUCUCCCUCCUACCCUGUCAGGAAGUGGAGGGAGAAGGUUGCGAGUGGGAGUCUCACAGGGGCCUUUCAGGGAUGGAGAGUGCUUCUCUUGGUCCAGGAGAACAGCCGCAGAGGCAUGUUCAACCGGUUGCUAAAAGCAGGCAGGGCGGAAGUGUACCACCGCCCUCCACCGUCUCAUGCCUCCAUCACUCAUGUUAUGGCCAAACCUGUCACAGAGAACUCAAAAUCCCACAAUGCUCCUUGUUAUCCUGUGAAUCAUAUAGUCCAGCACCUCUUUGGGAGUGAUUGUGUGAAAGAAAAUUUCAGCAUGAAAGAAGAUGAUCCAGAGGACUUUACCUCUGAAGCUGAUGAAGACUUCUCAAAUUUAGAGAAAGAGCUGAAGAACUACAUAAUCAAACAAGAGGGUCGCCCAAGGCUGUGCUACUUUGAAUUUCUGGGUUGCCAUGCCCCCAAUCAUCCCCCAACACAGGCAACAGAAACGGACUUCAGCAACGUCGGGAGCAUGAUAGAGUGUGGCCUCUUCAACGAAGCGUUGGACUCAAUUAGGAGCGUGUUAUUUCCAGGCGUGCUGCCACCGGCGUCGCACCUCGCCGCCCUCAUAGCGUACGCUCAGCAGGGCAAAACCACACCUGGGUUCCUGCGAAAUUUUCACUACAUCAUGGAAAACCUGAUCUUCACAAACCCUCCCUGGCUGGCUCCGAGCUCAGUAAAAAAUUAUUUCGCUCAAGUGCUGCAGUGUCCUCGCUGUAAGCUGGGCUCCUGGCGUUUCCUGCAGACGGCUGUCAGCUACUGCCUGUCCAGAGAGGACACGUGUCACCCGCUCCCUGGACCCGCUCUGCCCACACUGCUGGAUUUCCAUUACACCAUCCUGAUGCUUUUCAUGAAGCUCUUCCAGGGGGAAUAUUACUCUCUUACUGCUGGAGAUUUUGGGCUGUCUCAGGGGACGGGGGUCCCUUCAGCAUCAUCACUGCUGUAUGUAACCAUCUGGACUGUGUGGGAGCGCUCCGUCCUGCUGUCCGCCGCCGUGAAACAACUAACUCAGCUCUUAAUGGAGGCAGCAGUUGUGGACUACGUUGAGCAACCUGAGAAGAAGAAGCUGCACAUGGCUGACGCUUUGUUGGACCUGUUCUCUGUGUUGGUGGAGUUCUGGUGUCAGCACCACAUCAAACUGAACCAGACGCUCAUGCAGAAAGGCCUGAAAGACCUGUCAGAGCACCUUAUUGUUGUUAGCCAAGACGUUCCGCCUGGAGCUUUGGCGGAGCUGGCCGUCAGGCUUCGUUCCACCAGGCUGAAGUUGUUGAUGACCGAUGCCUUGCUUAAGAGCGUCUUCUGCAGCAACGGCAUCACCGUGGGAGAUGAACCGCUGUCGUACAGGAAAAUGGUGCUUUCUUACCUGCCUCUUCUGGGGAGUUUAGCUCGGAGUCCCAGCGGUGCCUGCCUCCGGACUGGAAGCAACCGCAGAGUUGGAAAGUCUUCUGGGAGCGAAGCGAACUUGGAGAAAGAGAACAUCCCCAGAGGCUUCAGCAGAGUUAACGCAGCAGGAGAGACCCUCCUCCACCGAGCUUGCAAGAGGAACCAAGUGGAAAUGGUGCUUCAGAUCCUGACGCUUCCUGGCACAGACGUCAACGUUAAAGACCAUGCAGGCUGGACUCCUCUGCACGAGGCGUGCAACCACGGCAGCGCCGAGUGUGUGGCGGCUUUGCUGCGUUGCCAUCCCGCCCCUGUGAUUGACAGCCAGGUGGGCGGCGUGAGUCCGCUACAUGACGCCCUGCUCAACGGACACAUGGACAUUGCCAAAAUGCUUCUGGAACAUGCAGGCUCGGCUCUCCUCCAGCAGCCCAGCGGAGGCGGGCUGCUCCCCCUGGACAUGGUCUCCACGCCCGAGGGGAGGGAGGAGCUGCUCCUCAGCGCCCAGGUGGGCGACGCCGCCCUGAGCGAGGCCGCGGAGGCCGUCGCCCUCCCCCUGCUGGAGGCGGCGUCCACGCUGCUCGCCCACCUCAUCUUCACCUACCACCGGGAGCGGGGCGUCCCCGGGUCCCCCGGCCUGGCCCAGCGGCUGGUCCGGGCAAUGGGGGGCCGGCCCUCCCAGAGGCUGACCGCCGGCUGGACGGACCGGCGGGCCGUCGGGGCGGCGGAGGACGCCGAGACGCUGCUGGAGCUGAGCCGGGGCCGGCACCGGGACCCGGACCGGGACUGGGCGGUGACGGAGCGCGGUGGGGAACACACGGCCUUCCUGAUGGAGAUCGUGGAGGACCUGAGGUCACGGGGGGAAGCGCUGGCGGCGCUCCUGUGACGGGGGGUC
Salarias fasciatus (jewelled blenny) is the source of this 2756-nucleotide messenger RNA. It is a transcript of the gene slf1, whose product is annotated as SMC5/6 complex localization factor 1. Gene Ontology annotation, cellular component: site of double-strand break; nucleus. Gene Ontology annotation, molecular function: protein binding; nucleic acid binding; methyltransferase activity. The record is from RefSeq and is a predicted model, not a curated record. The transcript is spliced from 18 exons. Gene Ontology annotation, biological process: positive regulation of double-strand break repair; DNA damage response; protein localization to site of double-strand break. Bases 165 to 2747 code for a protein of 860 amino acids. NCBI's taxonomy places the organism in Eukaryota, Metazoa, Chordata, Actinopteri, Blenniiformes, Blenniidae.